Molecule: messenger RNA, 1026 nt
Organism: Emericellopsis cladophorae
Lineage: Eukaryota; Fungi; Ascomycota; Sordariomycetes; Hypocreales; Bionectriaceae
Product: glycosyltransferase family 64 protein
Exons: 2
Coding region: 1-1026 (341 amino acids)
Cellular component (GO): membrane
Molecular function (GO): glycosyltransferase activity
Source: RefSeq, a predicted model, not a curated record
AUGGCACCGCAACCUGUGAGCGGCGGCAUGCUGAACCCACGCAACCUCAAGCGUGUGGGUAUCGGUGCUGUCAUCUUCUUCACGACCAUCAUCUUCAUCACCAUCCUCACGCGCAUCUUUGGCGGGACCGUCGCGCCCGAGGUGCACUUUCCUCAAAAGUUCCUCAGCAGCAUCGGCCAGCACCAAUCGUGCGUCUCGCGCGAAGGCGACCAGAAUCCGCUGACGGCCCUCGACGCGAAAUAUGCUCAUCUGAGUGAUGACAAGUUCACAAUUGCUAUGCAGACAUACAAGCGUCCCAAGGAGCUCCAGGCCACUAUCAAGGCCCUUACGGAUCGCAAAAAACCCAUUCCAUCGCUCGAGGAACUCGUCGUUGUCUGGAACAAUCUCGAAGAGGAGCCCCCCAAGGACUACGUCUCCAAGUCCGGCGUCCCCAUCCGCUAUCGCAUGUCCGCCCGCAAUAGCCUCAACGAGAAGCUCAUCCCCGAUCCCGCCUACAAGACCAAGGCGAUUCUGCUGACCGACGACGACGUCUACUACGAGCCCGAUGACCUCGAAUUUGUCUUCCAGUCCUGGCGCAAGUUCGCCCAGUACCGUCUCGUCGGUGCCCUUCCCCGCUGCUCAGAGAUGCGCGACGGCGAAUGGAAGUACGAGUUCUGCACCAACAAGUCCGGCCAGAAGCACUACUCCAUGAUCCUCACCAACCUGUGCUUCUCGCACAUUGCCUUCCUUGACCACUACUCGUCCGACGCGCCCGAAGCCGUCAAGAUCCGCGAUUACGUUGACGAGCACUUCAACUGCGAGGACAUUGCGCUCAACUAUCUUGCGUCGAGUCUCACGGGCUGGGGUCCUCUCGAGGCCAACGGCUUCGACCGCUACCGCAACAUGGACCCGUCUGAGGGUAUCAGCCGUAAGCCUGGCCACCUCGAGGCGCGAAGCCAGUGCCUCAACGACUUUGUCGACAUCUUCGGCUGCCAGCCUCUGGUGGACGAGACAUCGCACAUUGUCCGCGGUCUCUCCGUGCUGUAA